Molecule: messenger RNA, 1198 nt
Organism: Meloidogyne enterolobii
Lineage: Eukaryota; Metazoa; Nematoda; Chromadorea; Rhabditida; Meloidogynidae
Source: the annotation of a GenBank genome assembly
CUACUUGUCCAAGAGACAGAUAACAACCAACUUCCUUUUCCUCCUUUUCCUCUUACUGGCGCAAAUCACGUUAAAUAUGCUUGGGGAACAAACACAAAACAAAGGGGAGGUUCAGAAUUGUAAUAGUAGACAAGCAGCAACGACUAGUCAACAACAAAAUGAUACCUCAUCCAUCAACACCCCAAAUACCCAACAAAAACAACGAAAUGACUCCAAACCUCAAGGCAUUGUAUACCCCCAAACAAAUAUAUUUAACAAUCAACAAAAUCAUUCUUCACAACAACAAAACUCUUUUUGUGGGACUUACGGUACAGCGGCUGCUUUUCAUUUUACUAAUCCUUUCGUGUCUACUCUUGCUACUAAUAAUAACGGAAUUAUAGACAACCGUUUCAACGACCCCUUCUUUGGGGUUCUAAAUAAUUCAUCAAAUAAUACCAACAAUUUCAAUACAAUAAUUAAUAAUUCUGAUUUUCGUUGGGGAGGAAAUGCUGCUGCUAAUUUUUUUGAUGGAAAUACAGCAAGUAUUGGGAGAAUUGCAACGGCAAGGAUUGGGGGAAAUUCGACUAAAGUUGAGGAAAAUUCUGGAUUAAAUCUCUCACUCCAAUCUUCAACUAAUUCAAAUAGUCAGUCAUCUAAUAAUAAUAAAACUCCCAACAUUCAAAAUGGAAGGAAUAACAAUAAUAAUAUGAUGUUGUCUGUUAAGGAGGAGCCAAUUUCUUCUUCCUCUACCGCCCUUGUUGCAGCUACUUCCUCGUCAAGUACCAUUUCACCUUCUUCAUUAGCCAGAGUUUUUCAUGGGGGCAAACCUGCUACUGUAACGCUUUCUUGCCAUCAACCUACAGAUCCCUACUACAUUUUUAUUCGAAGCUUGUUAGCCUCUACAGGAAGCGGGCAAAUUCAACUUUGGCAGUUUCUUUUAGAAUUAUUAAUAGAGCCCUUAUGUUCAGAAAUAAUUUUAUGGGAAGGCGAACAAGGAGAAUUUAAAUUAUUAGAACCAGACGAAGUUGCCAGACGUUGGGGCGAAAGAAAAUCUAAACCACACAUGAAUUAUGAUAAAAUGUCGAGAGCUCUUCGUUACUACUAUGACAAGCAAAUAAUGACUAAAGUGCAUGGGAAGAGAUAUGCCUAUAAAUUCGAUUUUCCAGGUAGUUGUGGGCAUUUAAAAAUUUUGGGAAGGUUGGCCUUCGGAAAUUUUUAA